This is a messenger RNA of Populus trichocarpa (black cottonwood), 2901 nucleotides long. RefSeq names its product 4-hydroxy-3-methylbut-2-en-1-yl diphosphate synthase (ferredoxin), chloroplastic. Lineage: Eukaryota; Viridiplantae; Streptophyta; Magnoliopsida; Malpighiales; Salicaceae. Gene Ontology annotation, molecular function: iron ion binding; 4-hydroxy-3-methylbut-2-en-1-yl diphosphate synthase activity (ferredoxin). Gene Ontology annotation, cellular component: chloroplast. Gene Ontology annotation, biological process: terpenoid biosynthetic process; isopentenyl diphosphate biosynthetic process, methylerythritol phosphate pathway. Bases 303 to 2525 code for a protein of 740 amino acids. The transcript has 21 exons. The record is from RefSeq and is a predicted model, not a curated record.
AUAUUUGUAGUUCGUUGGCGGGUCGUGCUCCCGUCACCCGGAAUACGGUAAAACGGUCUCGGAAAGAUUCCUAGUUUGUCUGGUUUUUGCUAGCACACGAAAUCCAAUUUCUUAAUCUGUUAUCACCAGCAAGCAAUUGAUAAUUUCCUAAAUAUUUACAUCUGCUCCAAAAAAACCUAAAUAGAAAUUCUGGAUUUCUUUGUUUUUUUAGAAAAGAAGAAGAAGAUUUCUCGAAUCCUCAGACACAGACAGAGAGAGUGAAGUCCUUCUGAACUCCCUACCACCGCAGGUACCAGGUAGAAAUGGCGACUGGGGCUGUACCAGCAUCAUUUUCAGGGUUAAAGAUGAGGGAAUCAAGCUUAGGGUUUGGAAAAAGCGUGGAUUUCGUGAGAAUUUGUGAUAUAAAGAGGAUCAAAUCCGGUAGAAAAAGAAUUUCAAUGAUUCAAAACUCUAAUACUGGUCCUGGGAUUGUUGAGCUUCAACCUGCAUCAGAAGGGAGCCCUCUAUUAGUCCCAAGAAAAAAGUAUUGUGAAUCUAUAAACAAGACUGUCAGAAGGAAAACACGCACUGUACUGGUGGGAAAUGUGCCUCUUGGUAGUGAGCAUCCUGUAAGGGUUCAAACUAUGACCACAACUGACACCAAGGAUGUUGCUGCGACAGUUGAACAGGUGAUGAGAAUAGCAGACAAGGGAGCAGAUAUAGUUCGUAUAACAGUUCAAGGGAAGAGAGAAGCCGAUGCCUGUUUUGAAAUCAAAAACUCUCUUGUGCAGAAAAAUUACAAUAUUCCUCUGGUUGCGGAUAUUCAUUUCGCUCCAUCUGUUGCAUUGCGAGUAGCUGAAUGCUUUGACAAGAUUCGUGUCAACCCAGGAAAUUUUGCUGAUAGGCGGGCUCAAUUUGAGAAGCUAGAGUACACAGAAGAUGACUAUGAGAAAGAACUUGAGCAUAUUGAGAAGGUUUUUACUCCAUUGGUUGAGAAAUGUAAGAAGUAUGGAAGGGCAAUGCGUAUUGGAACAAACCAUGGGAGUCUUUCAGAUCGUAUAAUGAGCUACUAUGGAGAUUCUCCUAGGGGAAUGGUUGAAUCUGCAUUUGAGUUUGCUAGGAUAUGUCGGAAGUUGGACUUCCAUAAUUUUGUCUUUUCAAUGAAAGCAAGCAACCCAGUUGUCAUGGUCCAGGCAUACCGUCUACUUGUAGCGGAAAUGUAUGUUCAAGGUUGGGAUUAUCCAUUACACUUGGGCGUCACUGAAGCUGGAGAAGGUGAAGAUGGGCGGAUGAAAUCUGCAAUUGGCAUUGGGACUCUUCUUCAGGAUGGUUUGGGUGAUACAAUUAGGGUUUCACUUACAGAACCACCAGAAGAGGAGAUAGAUCCCUGCAGAAGGUUGGCCAAUCUUGGUAUGAGAGCAGCCGAAAUUCAGCAAGGAGUGGCACCAUUUGAGGAAAAGCACAGGCAUUACUUUGAUUUCCAGCGCCGAUCUGGUCAAUUGCCAGUGCAAAAGGAGGGUGAGGAGGUGGAUUAUAGAGGUGUCCUGCACCGUGAUGGCUCCGUGCUCAUGUCAGUCUCUUUAGAUCAGUUGAAGGCACCCGAACUUCUCUAUAAGUCACUUGCAGCAAAGAUUGUUGUUGGGAUGCCUUUUAAGGAUCUGGCAACAGUUGACUCAAUAUUUUUGAGAGAGCUCCCACCAGUGGAUGAUAACGAUGCUCGGCUAGCUCUCAAAAGGUUGAUAGAAGUUAGUAUGGGAGUAAUAGCUCCUUUAUCAGAGCAGCUAACGAAGCCAUUACCCAAUGCCAUGGUUCUAGUCAACCUUAAGGAGUUGUCUACUGGUGCAUACAAGCUUUUGCCAGAAGGUACACGCUUGGUUGUGUCUUUACGUGGCGAUGAGCCCUGUGAAGAAUUGGAAAUUCUCGAACAUGUUGAUGCCACAAUGAUUCUUCAUGUUCUACCCCUUUCAGAGGAUAAGAGUGGCAGAGUGCAUGCAGCAAGGAGAUUAUUUGAGUAUCUCGUAGACAAGGCUUUGAGUGUCCCUGUGAUUCACCAUAUUCAAUUUCCAAAAGGGGUUCGCAGGGAUGACCUGGUCAUUGGUGCUGGUACAGAUGCUGGAGCUCUUUUAGUAGAUGGUCUAGGAGAUGGUGUCCUUAUUGAAGCCCCAGACCAGGAUUUUGAUUUUCUCAGGAAUACAUCUUUCAACUUACUACAAGGUUGCAGAAUGAGAAAUACAAAGACGGAAUAUGUCUCAUGCCCUUCAUGCGGAAGAACUUUGUUUGAUCUUCAAGAGAUAAGUGCAGAAAUACGAGAAAAGACAUCACACUUGCCUGGUGUCUCGAUCGCAAUCAUGGGUUGCAUUGUGAAUGGCCCUGGGGAGAUGGCUGAUGCAGAUUUUGGGUACGUCGGUGGUGCUCCUGGAAAGAUUGACCUUUAUGUUGGAAAGACGGUGGUCAGGCGUGGAAUUGAAAUGGAGCAUGCCACUGACGCCUUGAUCCAGCUGAUUAAAGAUAAUGGCCGCUGGGUAGAUCCUCCUGCUGAAGGGUAAACUGAUAGAUAGUUCCAGUUCCACAAUCUUAGAAUAAACAAAGGCAGAAAUCCAUGAUACAGCACAACAGUCAAUCACUACAGCGGAAAAUAUACCUGUCAGCGUAAUGUUGUACUGCAUUCUCUCUCUCUCUCAACAAUUACAUAAUCUGUAGUUCUGUACUGCAUUCUCUCUCUCUCAACAAUUUCGAGUAGAUAUGCUUACUAUAUUGAGGAAUCAUGUAAUUGUUGAGAGAGAGAGAAUGCAGUACAGAUUUAUAUAAUCUUUCUAUUACAUCCCAUUCAAUAACUUAAACUUAUCUAUUAUAAUAUAAUUUAUAUAAUACUCUAAUAUAUUUUUGUGGAGUAUAGUGCAAAAACAUUAAUCUCCAAAAUAA